This is a messenger RNA of Thlaspi arvense, 1269 nucleotides long. The record is from the annotation of a GenBank genome assembly. NCBI's taxonomy places the organism in Eukaryota, Viridiplantae, Streptophyta, Magnoliopsida, Brassicales, Brassicaceae.
UUAACUCUCCAAAUCUCAAGUCUUUUAUCAAUCCUCCGCUGCGAAACCAUAACCUCAAAUCUCGAAAUCUCAAAUGCCUCUAAAGUGCCAUUUUCUCCAUGGUCAACCUCCAUCCCAGCACCUCCUCGUCUGUACUGCUCAAUGGCAACUCUUCAAGUGAUGGAACAUGGAUCGUUAUCUGACAAUGAAGCAGAAUUGGUGAGCGUUUCUAACAAAAAUGAUUACUACAUGUACUCUAUGUUUUGGAUUGUGAAAGUUUAUACUGAAGAUUUACCUGCAAAGUUGCUUAUUCUACUUGACCCGCUGUUGCUCCGCUUAAGCCGCAAGAGCAUUUAGAACAUCUAACUAUAAGCACAAACUUCUAACGUGUUUAACAUAUAGCUUUUUGUGUUUAGGAUCAGACUGCAGCCUGUAGACGAUAUCUGUGUAGCUCUCUCCAAUAUCAGAUAAGUUUUCCUGCAGUCCACUUAUCGCAAAGAAACAUUGAUAAUAAUAUAAAAGUUAACAAAGUAUCAGAAAGAAUAUCAAAACGUUGAAGGUGAUUGGGCCUCUGUUUCUCUCUCUCUUUUAGGCUUAAGUAGUUAACUAAGCUGAGCGUGUGUGGGUAAUUACGAUAAGAUGGUAUGCAUAGUUUUAAAAAAAAAAAAUUUACGUGACUAGCAUAUUGAUGGAAACCAACGUAAGGCUAAUAGUUUCAAGUAUGAUCUUCCGGUAUUGUUCUAAAGUAGUGUUAUAUGUGAUCUCCAUUAUUUAGAAGAAAAGUACUCAAUUAGAGAUAACUGAGUUCUAUGAAUUCAAUGUCUACUCCUUGUGAUGCAGAUUAUCAUUGGGAAUGAGAGGCCAAAGUUGCUCAAGCAAACCUACUCGGAAAAUACAGAAAGACUAAUACAGAAAUGCUCCAUAGUGUUUCCAAGCUACAGAAAUCGGAGAGAUACUUUGUGAUAUAAGAUAAAGGGGUUAUGAUCUUAUAAUGUUUGGGUGAAUGGGUGGAAGCGAGUAGUUGGACUGAAGUCUUUUUCUACUUGCUCAAGAGAUGAUCAGGGUGUGAAAGUCCAUGUGAUGAAUUCACAAACCUAGUCUCAAGGCAUCAUACACAAAAGACAUAAAUUCAAAUGUUUACUAAGUGAAGAAUUCUAUAUUGUUUAGAUAAACAAAAACAAAGCCAGAUUUUUAAAGAAUUUUUUUUUUAAAUUUUUAAAAAUUUCUAUAUCUUUUAACAAUGAGAACAACAAGCUUUUAUAGCUCUUACAAAAGAUUUUUAUAAAUAAA